CUAUGCCAUUGGGAAAUGGCCAAAUCUCUUUUCAGUGAUAAUAAAAGUGAAAAACAAAUUGAUAAUAAGUUAAAUAUUAAGAAGCAAUUGAAAAAUAUUCAAACUACACUUUUUACCGCUAAUAUUGAGAAAAUAUCUGACGAUUAUUGUAACGAAACUAAUAAAAGUUCAACUGAUAACAUCAAAAUGAUGGUUUUCAAGUUCUGGCCAUUAAUUGUAAUUAUAGCAUAUCAAUUAAUUGCCCAAACAACUGCUAGAUUUGAAGAUUACAAAGAUGUGACACCAAUUGGUACUGUGAUUGAAUUUAAUGAAGUUAGACAACAGAAUGAACCACCAAUUAAAAUGAAUUUGAAUAAAAAUGAUAUAAAAACAGCUAUUGAAUUUAGUAAACAUGUCAUACAGAAAUUAUCACAAUUAGAAAAAAAUAUAUUAGGAGCUAAUAUACAAAUUAAUAAUAAUACGAUACCAGCGUAUGGACAAUACAUCGAUGAUUCACAUAUUACAACUCCCGAUCAACAGGAACAUAUAUUACAACACGGAAAAUAUGCUUUAAUAUUAUCAAAAGCUACGCAGUACAUUAUUAAUUCGAAGUGUCUAUCACGUCAAGUAUCACCAGCCCAGUGUUUAGAAUACAUAAACAACGACCCAGAAUUAUCAUCAACCAUCUGUGAAAGUAUGGAAACAUAUCCAAAAUCUUUACGAAUUCAAUAUCAAAAAUGUAAAAAUAAACUCUAUCGCACAUACGAUGGUAGUUGUAAUAAUUUGAAAGGAACCAACGGUAAAGCAUUAACAAGUUACAAACGUUUAAUACCACCCAUGUACAGUGAUGGCGUACAGGAACCACGUCGAUCAAUUACAAAACGGCCAUUAACAAAUCCACGCUAUAUUAGUGCAAUGAUUAACGACGAUAAAUUAGUAACACCAAUUGAUCGAACAAAAACAUUGGCAUUUACAUUAUGGGGACAAUUCAUUGAACAUGAUCUAGCGCAUACGGUAUCACGACAUAUGGUGUCAAAUGAUAAGCCAAUACAAUGCUGUGAUAUGUAUGAUAGUUCGUUAUCACCACGACAUAUUCAUCCGGACUGUAUGCAAAUUGAUAUAUCUGAAGAUGAUCCUGUCUAUUCAAGUGAUUAUGUUUCAUGUAUGCGUUAUGUUCGAUCCCAAAUCACUACAAAUCAACAAUGCAAAUUUAGCCAUGUAAACCAAAUGAACGAAGCAACUCACUUCUUAGACGGUUCACACAUAUAUGGCAACAAUGAACAAAAAGCCAAAACUUUACGUAGAUUCCAAAAUGGAUUAUUAAAAACAUCUAGUUAUAGUACCAAUGAAUACUUACAAUUAUCAAAUAACUCCGAAAUAGAUUGUCAACAAUCCAAGAAUGGAAUUUGUUUUACCAGUGGUGAUUCACGUGUAAAUUACCAUCCACAAUUAACAAUCAUGUAUACAAUCUGGACGCGGGAGCAUAAUCGUAUUGCCAAGGAAUUAAAACGAUUGAAUCCCACAUGGAAUGAUGAACAAUUGUACCAAGAAGCCAGACGUAUUGUUAUCGCUGAAAUUCAACAUAUUACGUAUAACGAAUGGUUACCAUUAUUGAUGGGUCCAAAUUAUGAAUUUGAUUCAAACAAAUAUAAUCCAAAUAUCGAUCCAUCAAUAACCAAUAGUUUUGCAACAGCUGUGCUACGUUUCUUAAAUUCAAUGGUUGAUGGUAAUAUUCAAUUAAGUGAUGAAUCACGGAAUGUUAUUCAAACAUUAAAAUUAAGUGACUACUUUAAUCGACCACAAAUUAUCGUUGAAGAUGGUUACUUUGACAGCAUAAUACGUGGAUUCACAUCAAAUAAAUCACCAAAAUCUGAUUUGUAUUUCACCCAAGAAUUAACAACAAAAUUAUUUAAAGGCUCUUAUUACGGUUACGAUAUAUUAGCGUUAGAUAUUCAACGUAGUCGUGAUCAUGGAUUACCAUCAUAUAAUCAUUAUCGUGAAGCAUGUGGAUUAAAAAGAGCACAAACUUUUGAACAAUUAAAGGAUGUGAUACAUACAAAUGUUGUGAAAUCAUUACAAACAGUUUAUCAAAGUCCUGAUGAUAUUGAUCUAUUAAUUGGUUUAUUAGCUGAAACGACAAAUAUUACAAACAAAGGGAAAUUAUUGGGACCAACUGGUUUAUGUUUGUUGCAAGAACAAUUGAAACGUACACAAAUUGGUGAUCGGUAUUUCUACACCAAUCAAGGGCAGCCAAAACCAUUUAGUAGAGAACAACUGAAAGAAAUUGAAAAAGUCACGUUAGCCAGAGUAUUAUGCGAUGACAGUGAUAAAAUCGAAGAAAUGCAGCCAAAUGUAUUUGAAGCUAUUGCAAAUGAAUAUCCAUUAGUCUCAUGUUCCAAUGAAAAAGUAAUACCAAGAAUGAAAUUAUCAGCAUGGAAAUCUUAGAAAUGCUUUGAUCCGAAAUUUAAUCGUUCAUUUUCACCAUGAUUUCGCUUCACUAUUUUUAAUAAUGAAUAUUCUCAUUUUCGUACGACUGAUAAUCCUACAUUUACUUCAUCGAUCGUCGUGUUCAAAAUAAGACUGAUUUUUUUAACGAAUGUAUAUUUAUUUACAUCGAUAUUGGCCCCAUGAAUAAAUUUAGCAGCUAACGACAAAGCGUCAAAGAUUUCUACUAUUAUGGAUUUAUGUCUCAAAAAGGGGAUUUUAUUUAACAUCAUAAAAUGUAAAUUAACUUUGAAACAUUGAAACAUCCAUUUUAUAAAUUACAGUCGGAGGAAACUACCGCGCAAUCAUACAUUUUUUUCGAGUUCAUCGCUAGUUGCUACAACUAUGCAGGGUGCUAACAUACUGAUUCACCUAAUGAAAUAAAAAUCAAAAGUAUAUAUUUCAAUUAAUUGAACGAAUUGAAUUUCUCUUUUGUCAUAAUUUUCAUUUUUUUAAAUCAUCAUUUAGAAUUUAGGCAAUUUCCAAUCACUUUAAAAUAGCAGACAUCGAUUUUAGCAUAUAUUAAACAUUCGCCAUUGUUCAAACUCGUUAGCUUACAAUUGAAAUCAUUUCAAGAAUAACUCUUUAUGCACAAAUUGGAAAUUGACUAAAUUUUUAUUACUGCAUACUGUACUGUGAUAUUAUACCAUAAUAUGCAUAAUUUUAGAAUUAAUUUAGAAUUUUCUAGUU
Molecule: messenger RNA, 3153 nt
Organism: Chrysoperla carnea
Lineage: Eukaryota; Metazoa; Arthropoda; Insecta; Neuroptera; Chrysopidae
Product: peroxidase-like
Exons: 6
Coding region: 16-2424 (802 amino acids)
Biological process (GO): response to oxidative stress
Molecular function (GO): heme binding; peroxidase activity
Source: RefSeq, a predicted model, not a curated record